CAACAUGGCAAUGUUACAGGUCUGUGGGUGGUGGCAUGUUGCGUCGGCGUUCGCGGUGCACCGAGGUUGAAGCAGCGACGGGUGCGGCGGCAGACUUUGCGCAGAACCUCGUGUUGCUGCUGGUCCCUCCAUGCCAGGCCACACGAAGGGGAUGGAUGCAUGCACUGGUGCUGUAUCCGCUGCAGUGUGUGGAAUCCAUGCUUGUGCGACCACUGAGUCAACUUCGGCGGCAUAUGCCACUGCUCGGUGGUGUCUGCGUCGUGGCUCUAACUCUGUGGAGUCUACUGCUUCGCAGUGUCUGGCGGCACGUCCACCACACCCUCUCGACCGCAUCGGCCACCCACGACCCGCGACUCAACUUUGACAAGUUUUGGAACGCUGUCGAGGCGUACUACGUGUUUACGGACGCGACUACAUGCAACUGGUCCCUCGUUCACACGAUCUUUGGCGACAAGAUCGACGCUUCCACCAGCGAAGACGACCUAUGGACCGCCAUCGUGGACAGCAUGGCGCUCCUCGGGGAUCCGUCCGUGAGGCUGUUGCAUCCCCAGGCGGGCGAGUCCUCCUCCUUCGCUCUGCCCCAUACGGACACCGUCAAAGCCCCCGAACUCGACGCCCAUGAACGAACAAGGACAUCGCAGACGUCGGCGGCGUUGCUCCCGCCGCUCGUUCACGUGGCGCCGCACAUCUCAACCUUCACAUUGCCCCAUGCAUCUUCUUCCCUAUCCAGUGUCAUGUACAUUCGUUUGGACGCUAUGGCUGGCUUUGUCGACCGCACAUUCCCCUUGGAUUGCUUUACCCCUCCGUCGAAUCCGGCGGCGGUACCAGAAUUAUUUGAUGUUGAAGCGAUGCGAUGGGCGCUGCAAUCCAUCGCCCCACUUGACUCGAAACGUACUGGCAUCAUUUUGGAUUUGAGGGAGAAUAGCGGCGGCGGCAGUCCGCGCGCCGCCGUCGCGGCCGCCGCGAUGUUCUUGCCGCCACAUGCCCCCGCCUUUGAAAUCCAAGAGCCGCUGAAAGCAUGGGGCCACGUUCGUCGUCGCACAUUUUACACCCCAUCAGCAUCAACCGGUGAUCGGUUGGAGUAUUUCGACGGUCCUCUUGUGGUGCUGCAGAGUGCUCGCACAACUGGCACGGCCGAGUUGGUCCUGCUGGCUCUGCGACAUCGUAAACGAACGGCAUGUGUGGGCGAAGUAUCCGCGGGUCGGGCGUCGGGGGUGCUGCAGAUGCAGCUGCCGAAUGGAUGGAUCGUUGAGAUGCCGCAUCAGAUUUGUCGAAGUGCCGACGGAGACAUCGUGUGUGUCCAAGGCCAAGGCCUGCCGCCGCAUGUCCGCGCAGACGUGACCGAUGACAUGUGGAUCUGGUCUACUGCAGUGAAGCUUCUUACUCAGCUAUAGAGAAUAACUAACAAUAUGUCCAACUAACUCGGAAUAUAAUACAUACUCGGAACGAUGAG
Aphanomyces astaci is the source of this 1453-nucleotide messenger RNA. RefSeq lists its product as hypothetical. The record is from RefSeq and is a predicted model, not a curated record. Gene Ontology annotation, molecular function: serine-type peptidase activity. The transcript has 4 exons. Lineage: Eukaryota; Oomycota; Saprolegniomycetes; Saprolegniales; Verrucalvaceae. Bases 36 to 1394 code for a protein of 452 amino acids. Gene Ontology annotation, biological process: proteolysis.